This is a messenger RNA of Spinacia oleracea (spinach), 2413 nucleotides long. RefSeq lists its product as uncharacterized. The record is from RefSeq and is a predicted model, not a curated record. The transcript is spliced from 4 exons. Lineage: Eukaryota; Viridiplantae; Streptophyta; Magnoliopsida; Caryophyllales; Amaranthaceae. The coding region runs from base 225 to 2261 and encodes 678 amino acids. Gene Ontology annotation, molecular function: protein dimerization activity; DNA binding.
UCCUAGGAGAGGAAAAUAACAUAUUCAUAAAAGGGGGAAAAUAGAAAGAGAAGAAAAAUGCAAACCCUAAAAUCGCGUUAAAAUAUCGCGCGAUUUGCAAAUCGGAAAACUAUCGCUCCGUAUUUAUAUAUCUCUCUCUCUCUCCUCUAAUUCUCUGCUGGUGCAGAUUACCAUAAAUUUUUAACAGAUGGUUAUGUUUAUGCAUUUUGGCAUCAGUCAUCAGAAUGGUUCGUGAAAAGGAUAUAUGUUGGGAGUAUGCUGAUAAAUUGGAUGGGAACAAGGUGAGAUGCAAAUUCUGUUCAAGAGUCUUAAAUGGUGGAAUCAGCAGAUUGAAGCAUCACUUAUCCCGGUUUCCUAGUAAAGGAGUAAAUCCCUGCAGCAAAGUAAGGGAUGAUGUUUCUGAUAGAGUUCGGGCCAUUAUAGCAGCAAAAGACGACUUCAGAGAAAUCCCACUUACUAAAAAGCCAAAGUUUGCAGAAACUAGUUCUCCCGGGAGUAUAACCCUAAGCAAACCUCUCUUGUUUGUGGAAACAACAUCUCCCGUUUCAAAGUUGCUUCCUACAUUUAACCAAAUAGAUAAUUCUUCCACCUCAAGUGAAGAAGAAAAUGCAGAGGAAAGUGUUGCUCUGUUUUUCUUUGAGAAUAAGUUAGAUUUCAGUGUAGCAAGAUCAUCUUCUUACCAGGUUAUGGUUGAAGCAAUAAGAAAAUGUGGUCCGGAUUUUUCUGGCCCCACUGCCGAAACACUGAAGAACACAUGGUUGGAAAGAGUCAAGUCCAAAGUGAAUCUGGGGUUGAAGGACACCGAGAAUGAAUGGGUCAGAACCGGUUGUACAAUCAUUGCAGACACGUGGACUGAUAACAAGUCACGAGCAAUGGUCAACUUUUUGGUUUCAUCACCUUCUAGAACCUUCUUUCACAAGUCAGUGGACGCGUCUUCUUAUUUCAAGAACGUAAAAUCUUUAGCUGAUUUAUUUGAUUCUGUCAUUCAAGAAAUCGGCCCUGAAAACGUGGUGCAGAUAAUUGUUGAUGGAGCAUUGAGCUAUUCCGGUGUGGCAAACCAUAUUCUGCAGAAUUAUGGAACGAUCUUUAUCUCUCCGUGUGCUUCUCACUGCAUAAAUUUGAUACUUGAAGAUUUUUGCAAGAUUGAUUGGGUGAAUAAAUGUAUUGUACAGGCACAAUCCAUCACAAGAUUCAUCUACAAUAGUACACCUUUGCUUGAAUUCAUGAAAAGUUAUACAGCUGGUCAAGAUGUAAUUAAAACAGGCAUUACAAAACCCGUUUCCAGUUUCCUCUCUUUGCAAUCCAUGUUUAAGCAAAGGAGUAAGCUGAAACUUAUGGUCAAUAGUCCCGAGUAUUCCGUUACAUCUGCUUGUGUAAACAAACAACAGAGCAUAUCAUGUGCAGCGAUUUUGGAUGAUAAUGAAUUUUGGAGAGCAGUUGAAGAAUGUAUAGCUGUUUCUGAACCGUUUCUGAGAAUUCUGAGGGAAGUAGCUGAUGGUAAACCUGCAGUAGGGUUCAUUUACGAGCUUAUGACAAGGGCGAAAGAGUCAAUUCGAACAUAUUACAUUAUGGACGAGAGCAAGUGCAAGACGUUCUUGGAUAUAGUUGACAGUGGCUGGCAUAAUCAGCUUCAUACAUCGUUACAUUCAGCUGGAGCGUUUUUGAACCCGUGUAUACAGUAUAACCCUGAAGUUAAGUUUUUGGGUGCUAUAAAAGAAGAUUUCUUCAAUGUUUUGGAGAAACUGCUUCCAACGCCUGAAUUAAGGCACAAAAUCACUAACCAGGUUCUUUUGUUCCAGCGUGCAACUGGGAUGUUUGGGUGUAACCUGGCAAAAGAAGCACGUGAUACAGUUGCUCCUGGAGAAUGGUGGGAGCAAUACGGGGAUUCAGCACCAGUAUUACAGAAAGUAGCCAUGAGAAUCCUCAGUCAAGUUUGCAGUACUUCUACAACCGAGAAACAAUGGAGUACGUUUCAGCAAAUUCAUUCCGAGAAGAGGAACAAAAUCGACAAAGAAGCAUUAAAUGAUCUCAUCUACAUAAAUUACAACCUCAAGUUGGGAAGACCUAGAAAUAACAAGUCUUUCGAUGUGGAUCCAAUCCAGCUUGAUGACAUUGAUAUGACUUCGGAAUGGGUGGAAGAAAUUGAGACACCGAGCCCUACUCAGUGGCUUGAUCGUUUUGGGACUUAUGAUGUAAGUGACUUGAACACGAGACAAUUUAGCACCGCGUUUUUUGGUGGUGCAAAUGACUUUGGUUUGUGAGUUCUAAUACUAUAAGCCAAAAAUCAUGUUUGUAAUUUUGUAUCAUGUAUAUCCUUCUUAUAGUUUAGCUCUAGGAAUACCUUGUGAUGGUUAUUGUGAUAAUGGAAACAUUUUUGUCACGACUUUCAUGAUAAGAUUUCUUACAUAAGAAA